AUGCAUUUCCAAACUGUUCCCCUUCUCCUGAGCGCCAUCGCGGCAGCUACUACCGUUUCCGCUCAGUCUGUGGUCGGUAAGGCUUACGGUUUCGCCACCGGUGUCACUGGUGGUGGCUCCGCUGCCGCUGUCACCCCCAGCUCUGCCGCAGAGUUGGCCAAGCUUCUUUCUGACGACACCCCUCGCACCAUUGUUAUCGACAAGACCUGGGACUUCACUGGUACCAAGGCUACCGGCGCCGGAUGUGACAGGAAGACCUGCAGUUCCAAGAACGGAGGCCAACUCUAUCUCGGAACCCUCUCCUGCGGCGGCUCGGACAACGUCGCCGUCAGCUCCAUCUCUUACGACAAGGCGGGCACCGAGCCCCUCAUUGUUGGCAGCAACAAGAGCAUCAUUGGAAAGAAUGGCAAGGGAGUCCUCAAGGGCAAGGGACUGCGCAUCAAGAAGGGCGCGAAGAACGUCAUCAUUCAGGGUUUCGAGGUUACGAACUUGAACCCUGGCAUUGUUUGGGGUGGUGAUGCCAUCGACCUCCAGGGUGGCAACGACGGUGUCUGGAUCGAUCACAUGAAGAUUUCCCUGGUUGGCCGCAUGUUCAUCGUCACUCACUACGACGGCUCCCGCGUUACUGUCUCCAACAACGAGUUCGACGGCCAGACUACCACUUCCGCCUCUUGCAACGGCGACCAUUACUGGACCAUGAUGUUCUACGGCAAGGGAGACCAGGUCACCCUCGACAAGAACUACUUCCACGAUGUCUCCGGCCGUGCCCCUAAGCUCGGCGAGCCCGGCGUUACCGGCACCUUCCAGGCCAGCAACAACUACUUCAAGAACAUGAAGGGCCAUGCUUUCGACAUCUACUCCGGUGCUAGCGCCCUUCUCGAGGGUAACGUCUUCGACUCCGUGUCCACCCCCAUCACCAAGCAGGGUGCUUCCGUUUCCACCGUCUUCAACGUCAAGGACUCUGCCGCUGCGUCCAAGUGCUCUUCUACCAUCGGCCGUGCUUGCCAGGUCAACAGCCUUGCCUCCAGCGGUGACUGGCCUUCGCUGGCUGGCACUGGAGCUCUCUCUGCUCUUGCAAAGGCCAAGAACUACCUCGUCACUCCCGUCGCUGCCAGCAAGGUUGCCAGCCUCGUCAGUGGCUCCGCUGGUCCCGCCAACGUUGGUUCUGCAUCCAGUGCUUCCAACGCUACUCCCGUCACCUCUACCCCUGCUAAGGAGUCGACCUCUGUAAAGGAAGAGGCUGCUGCCCCGGUUGCUUCUACCCCUGCCAACACCGGAGCAUCUCCCGCUCCUGCCACCGGUGCCGAGGCUAAGGCCUGGGCUCAGUGUGGUGGUCAGGGCUGGACUGGCGCAACCAACUGCGCAUCUGGCACUACCUGCGUCAAGCAGAACGAGUGGUACUCUCAGUGCUUGAGCAGCCGCAAGGCUAGAUCCAUUCUGCGUCGCCGCCAAAUUCAGGCUUAA
Messenger RNA from Colletotrichum truncatum, 1464 nucleotides. Its product is annotated as pectin lyase F-1-like protein 3. The record is from RefSeq and is a predicted model, not a curated record. Gene Ontology annotation, biological process: carbohydrate metabolic process. Gene Ontology annotation, molecular function: pectate lyase activity; cellulose binding. NCBI's taxonomy places the organism in Eukaryota, Fungi, Ascomycota, Sordariomycetes, Glomerellales, Glomerellaceae. Gene Ontology annotation, cellular component: extracellular region.